This is a messenger RNA of Akanthomyces muscarius, 1305 nucleotides long. RefSeq lists its product as uncharacterized. The transcript has 2 exons. Gene Ontology annotation, cellular component: fungal-type vacuole membrane. Lineage: Eukaryota; Fungi; Ascomycota; Sordariomycetes; Hypocreales; Cordycipitaceae. Gene Ontology annotation, biological process: transmembrane transport. Bases 1 to 1305 code for a protein of 434 amino acids. Gene Ontology annotation, molecular function: transmembrane transporter activity. The record is from RefSeq and is a predicted model, not a curated record.
AUGUCGAGAGCCGUUAACGAGCGAAAUGAUACGGGCGACGGCAAGCCAGAGGCACGAGUUCCAGACGGCGGCGCAAGUGCUUGGCUCACGGUACUCGGGUGUUUCUUGGCAUUCUUUGCCUCUUUUGGAUUUGUCACAAGCUAUGGCAUAUUCCAAUCAUACUACGAGAAGACGUGGCCUGGGCGAAACUCGAGCGAUAUCAGCUGGAUCGGUUCCCUGCAGUUAUGGAGUAUCACUGGCAUGGCUAUUCCGAGCGUACUUUUGAACGCACAUAUCGGGCCUCACUGGACACUGGUUCUAGGCACCUUCUUCACCGUUCUUGGUGUCAUGAUGGCUAGUUUGUCAACAAGAUACUACCAGGUGCUGCUUUCACACGGCGUGGUUGCCAGCCUAGGAAUCGGCCUGACAUUCAUGCCCAUCAUCGGACUACCAAAUCAGUGGUUUAGUAAAAGGCGAGGUCUUGCUGUUGGGCUUGCUAUCGGAGGCUCAUCGGUGGGAGGCGUGAUCUGGCCUGUGAUGGUAGACCAACUGAUUAACAAAGAUAACAUAAGUUAUGCUUGGACGAUGCGUGCCAUUGGCUUCACACAGCUUGCCUCGAUGACGGUGGCGAUAGCCUGCUUACGGACCAACACACCCCGAAAUACGGCCGUCAAGCUCAGUUCCUUUCCUAUAGGCUCGGCUUUGCGACGUAUACCUAUCCUGGUUAUGGCCGGUGGCCUCUUUCUACAUUUUUUGGGCAUAUACGUGCCAUACUUCUACGCUCCGCUAUACGGCCAAAGCCUUGGUGCACGACCUCAAACUGCAUUUCAGCUCUCUGCUGUACUCAAUGCGUCGACGUUCUUUGGCCGAUUCGUUAUGGGUGCAAUCUCAGACAAGGUUGGCCACUGUAAUACGCUGAUUCUCUGCGUCGCAAUAAGCGCGGUGCUUACAUUUGCUUGGCAAGCUGUUUCGACAGUAGCAGGAAUGUUUGCUUGGGUUGUCUUCUAUGGGUGGUUUAGUGGUGCAAGUGUGUCUCUGCAAAGUCCGGCUAUAGUUCCGCUUGUUCCGGCUCCAAAGCUUACAUUGAUGGGCCCAUAUAUUGCCAUUCUCUGUCAGAUAUCGUCAUUUGGCAGUCUUGCGGGCAAUCCGAUCGCGGGUGCGCUUUUGCACGAAAGCUCAAGCGCUUCUUCAACUGGAGAAACAAUGUUCCAGCUGAAGAGCUUCCACACAAUGAUGUGGUUCACUGGAGCCGUCUUAUUUGGGGCUGCAAUCUUCUACCAAGCGGCUCGGCAUACACACACAGCGAAGGUGUGGUCAAAAGCCUGA